Tarenaya hassleriana is the source of this 851-nucleotide messenger RNA. Its product is annotated as 50S ribosomal protein L21, chloroplastic. The transcript is spliced from 5 exons. NCBI's taxonomy places the organism in Eukaryota, Viridiplantae, Streptophyta, Magnoliopsida, Brassicales, Cleomaceae. The record is from RefSeq and is a predicted model, not a curated record. Gene Ontology annotation, biological process: translation. Gene Ontology annotation, molecular function: RNA binding; structural constituent of ribosome. The coding region runs from base 68 to 721 and encodes 217 amino acids. Gene Ontology annotation, cellular component: ribosome.
AGCUAACCUCCGGACGAGCGAGAGAGGCAAAAGGCUUUACGAGCUUUAGAGCUCUCGGCAAACAACAAUGGCGUCUUCCUCUGCGACGCUCUCUCUCUGUUCUUCCUUCGCGGCGCACUGUAAGGCCACUCCUAAUCGUUGUAACCCUAAUCUCGUUUCUCUCCCUAAGCCGUCGAUUCCCGUGGCUAAACCCGUGCCUGGGUUCAUCGCUCCUUCAUCCGUCGGGUCGACCCGACCUGUAUUCCGACUCGCUCCCAAAUUCGCCGAAUCUGAAGCGCCCGUUGUGGAGUCCGAGUCCGAGUCCGAGGUUACUGAGUCUACUGAGUCCGAACCUGCCGAGGUAGCUGCGGAAAAGCCCAAGAGGGAAGAGGUUUUCGCCGUCGUCAUGGUUGGUGGCCGCCAGUAUAUAGUCUUUCCGGGGAGAUAUCUCUACACUCAGAGGCUGAAGGAUGCAAAUGUGGAUGAUAAGAUUGUCCUGAACAAGGUUUUGCUCGUCGGCACAAAGACUCAUACUUACAUUGGCAAGCCCGUUGUGACUAAUGCCACCGUUCACGCAGUGGUGGAAGACCAUGGCUUGAAUGAUAAAGUGGUCGUCUUCAAAUACAAGCCGAAGAAGAAGUACCGUAGAAAUAUCGGACAUCGACAGCCGAAUACGAGGAUUAGGAUCACAGGAAUCACGGGGUAUGAGGAUUAUCCAGCAGCCGCCAAUGUCGCCGUCUAGAGAUGUUCAGAGGAUGAACUUUGACAUGAAUUUCUUCAAUGUUAGUUGAGUUCACACCCAUGUUUCUGAUUUUGUAUGUAAUUCCUUGCACUCUUUGCUUCCAUAAUGAAAGUGUUUCCAUUUUUUUUUA